Perca flavescens (yellow perch) is the source of this 1389-nucleotide messenger RNA. RefSeq names its product insulinoma-associated 1a (gene insm1a). Lineage: Eukaryota; Metazoa; Chordata; Actinopteri; Perciformes; Percidae. Gene Ontology annotation, cellular component: transcription repressor complex; nucleus. The record is from RefSeq and is a predicted model, not a curated record. The transcript has a single exon. Gene Ontology annotation, molecular function: RNA polymerase II cis-regulatory region sequence-specific DNA binding; DNA-binding transcription repressor activity, RNA polymerase II-specific. Gene Ontology annotation, biological process: regulation of cell cycle process; neuron differentiation; negative regulation of transcription by RNA polymerase II. Bases 1 to 1335 code for a protein of 444 amino acids.
AUGCCGAGAGGAUUUUUGGUGAAAAGGAACAAGAAACCAAACCCGGUGUCCUACCGGGUUCGCUCCGAGGAAGAGGAAGCGGAGCAAACAGCGCUGCCGCUGCCGCCCUCCUGCGCGCCUCUCGCCCACAUCCCGGUGCGCGCACAGACGCCGACGCCCACCUGCGGUGCUGCUGCCACGGCACCGGAGCAUGUAGCCAGACCGGUGCAAUUCGGGAACCCGGAGGCGGUGUACCAGGCGCUCUACAGCCCCACCCGCCCCGUGAGCCACGACUACGACCGCUCCUACUUCGAGAGACGCUUCAACCUCGGAUCGCCGGUUUCCGCGGAGUCUUUCCCCGCACCGGCAGCGCUCCCCGCGUCGGACCACCUCUUCGCCCCGGUGGACCUGAAAAUCGGCUCCAGCAACAGCAACCGCACCGAAGCCAGCGCCGCAUCCACCGCGACGCUCCCUACCACCGCCCGUACCAAACGGCCGUCCAGCGACACCGAGCGCAAAGGCAAACCGCAGUCCAAGAAAACCAAAGCUAUCCGGAAACUGCACUUUGAGGAUGAUGUCACCACGUCCCCGGUCCUCGGACUCAAGAUUAAAGAGGCUCCGGUGGACCAGAAGCCUUCCAGACCGCAGCAGCCCGGAGGUGGGGACAACGUCCCGCUGGGGGAGUUCGUGUGCCAGCUGUGCCGCGAGGCGUACGCGGACCCGUUGGCUCUGGCGCAGCACAAGUGCUCCAGGAUAGUCCGGGUCGAGUACAGGUGUCCUGAGUGCGACAAGGUGUUCAGCUGCCCGGCUAACCUCGCCUCGCACCGGCGGUGGCACAAACCGAAGCCGCCGCAGAGCGCAUCCUCCGGCGGGCAACACUUGGAGAGCGACAACAAGGCGGCUGGCUCCGGUAAGACGGCGCCGGAUGAAGCCAAGGAUACUAGCGACAGGGACACACCCAGCCCCGGGCCGUCCGAGUCCGGCUCAGAGGAAGGGCUGUAUGAUUGUAAUCACUGUGGGAAAAAGUUUAAGCGCCAAGCGUACCUGCGGAAGCACCUCGCGUCCCAGCACAGCUCCCCAAAGCCGGCAGAGGACGAGGACGAGCAGAGCCCGGCCCCGCUAAACCUGAGCGCCUCCGCCUGCCACAUGUGUCCGGUCUGCGGGGAGAACUUCUCCAACAGAGGCAGCCAGGAGCGGCACAUCCGCCUGCUGCACUCCUCGCAGGUCUACCCGUGCAAAUACUGCCCCGCCGUGUUCUACAGCUCCCCGGGACUCACCAGACACAUCAACAAAUGCCACCCGUCCGAGAACCGGCAGGUGAUCCUGCUGCAGAUGCCGCUCCGCCCCGCCUGCUGAUCCGGGAAUAAAAGUCUGCUGCUUUCACUGUCAGAUAACAAGCCUUGUGUCCCU